AUGGCCGGCGGCUCCGCCGAAGAGGCCGCCGCGUUGAUGAAGAGUGCCGAGAAGCACUCGCAAAAGAAACUCUUCAGACGGCCCGACUGGGACACGGCGGCAAAUGAGUACGAGAAGGCCGCGAGGAUAUACACCUUCCUGGAAGACACGACCCGGGCGAGCGACGCCUGGCGCAAGGCGUCUGAGACGCACCAAAAGGCCGAAAACAAAUACUUUGCGGCACUCGCGAUGGAGAAUCUUGCCAUAUUCCUGGCGGAGCAGGCCCGGAAGGGCAUUGCGGGCCGUGCGUCUCUCCUUAACACUGCCGUUGAGGUCUACUGUGAGGCGUCUAAACUCUACGCGCUCAACGACAUGUUUGACAGGCAGGCAGACACAUUGAAGAAGGCGGCUGAGGUCAUCGACCCGACAACGGCUCUUGCGGCUGCCCCCUCGGAGGAGGUGGACGGGGCGAAACUGCAGCAGGAACGGCAGCAACGAGUGCAGCAAGUGGCUGGUUUUUUCCGUGAGGGGGUGGAUGUGCUGGAGGAGCACAUUGAGGAUAAGCCGGUUCUUGCGACGCAGCUGCCCGAGCUGUACCGCAGCUGGAUGUUGACGCACCUCCACAACGGCGACGUGAAGGGCGCAGUGGAGGUGUUGGAGCAGGAGCUUGGCAUCCGCACCGAUCCCCGCAAGAAGGGCAUAUUUGAGCGACUGGGCCAGCCACACAGAUCCGCAAAGGUUGGGUUAGAAAUUAUCGUGUUGUGCCUUUCCUGCGGAGACGAGGUGUGGGCGGCGCAGGAGAUGAAUAAACUGCGGAGUGUUGCCGGUUUUCUCACUUCAAAGGAGGAGGCAACCGCAAACGCGCUCCUCGCCUCCUUUGAGGACCGCGAUGAGGAGCAGCUGCAGGCCGCGGUAAAGGAUCAGACGUUGCAGUUCAUCACCAUUGACAUCUCAAGGACUGCAAGGAAACUAAAGCUUCGAUUUAGUGCCCCGCAAAGAACUGAAGUGGCUGCUGCUGCGGCAGCGUCUUCGCCGCAACAGUCACUCGGUGAACUGCAGCCGGAACCGCAACAGCUGGAGGCUGAGAUCGACCCAGAGGAGGAUAUACGUUAA
Molecule: messenger RNA, 1092 nt
Organism: Trypanosoma conorhini
Lineage: Eukaryota; Euglenozoa; Kinetoplastea; Trypanosomatida; Trypanosomatidae
Product: putative Gamma-soluble NSF attachment protein (SNAP-gamma) (N-ethylmaleimide-sensitive factor attachment protein, gamma)
Exons: 1
Coding region: 1-1092 (363 amino acids)
Biological process (GO): intracellular protein transport
Cellular component (GO): vacuolar membrane; SNARE complex
Molecular function (GO): soluble NSF attachment protein activity; syntaxin binding
Source: RefSeq, a predicted model, not a curated record